This is a messenger RNA of Impatiens glandulifera, 1864 nucleotides long. RefSeq names its product denticleless protein homolog. Gene Ontology annotation, molecular function: protein binding; protein-macromolecule adaptor activity. The record is from RefSeq and is a predicted model, not a curated record. Gene Ontology annotation, biological process: proteasome-mediated ubiquitin-dependent protein catabolic process. Gene Ontology annotation, cellular component: nucleus. Lineage: Eukaryota; Viridiplantae; Streptophyta; Magnoliopsida; Ericales; Balsaminaceae. Bases 100 to 1608 code for a protein of 502 amino acids. The transcript has 16 exons.
CUAAAACCUUCAUCUUUUCGUCGCUUCAUCUCUCUCUCUCUCUACAUCGUUGCUCAAAUCCUCUUCUUGAUCCUCUCUGACAGCAUAUUCGUUUCGACCAUGGAAAGUCCAAUCGAUCGAUCCUUUUUUCAGGACAUCAAAUCCAGAGAACUGAGUGGAUUCCGAGUUCGCAAACGACCGUAUUUGGAGGGUAAAUCAACAUAUUUCACCGAAGUUGGAGCCGUCGCAGUCGAACAUGACGGCAAUGACUCACCACCGAUGGCGCUGUCUUUCUGCAAGACUAGCAAGAACGCUCAUGUUAUUGCUGUGGCUGACGAAGAUGGGUUUCUCAGUUUGUAUAAUACUCGACAGAAGCUUCAUCCUCUAUCCACUUCUGGAGAGAAUACUAGUAAAGCUAGGGUAUCCGAGUGGAAUGCCCAUGAAAAUGCCAUAUUUGAUGUAUCCUGGAUCAAGGAAGAUUCCCACAUUCUAACUGCAUCUGGCGAUCAAACUGUUAAGGUAUGGGACGCACAAGAAAAGAAAUGCACUGGAAUAUUAAUGGGGCAUACAGGAAGUGUGAAAUCUGUCUGUCCUCAUCCAAUAAACUCAGAUUUAAUUGCCUCUGGUUCACGAGAUGGGUCCUUUGCACUUUGGGAUUUGAGGUGCUCCACUACCCUAGGGAAGAUUUCAGUUGCUGCUGUCCAGAAGGCCCAUGUUUUGUCACACAGAAAACAAACCAAGCCGGGCAAGGCUGCUUCAAUGAGCGUGACAUCAGUUCUAUACCUCAAAGAUGGGAUCACAAUGGCCACUGCUGGAGCAGUGAACAGUGUCAUAAAGUUUUGGGAUGUCAGAAAUUUAAAAUCUCCGGUGCUUCAGGCUUGUCCUCAUCUUCAGUCAUCAAUUGAGAAGGAUAAAUUACAUGGCAUUUCUAGUCUGUCUCAAGAUAUAAAUGGGGUAUUUAUUUCAGCAUCUUGCAUGGACAACAGAAUAUACCUCUACAAUGUGCUUAAUCUCAAUAAAGGUCCAGUAAAAACUUUCUCAGGCUGCCGCAUAGAGUCAUUUUUUGUGAAGUCUGCAAUAAGUCCUGAUGCUGCUCAUAUACUUGCUGGUUCAAGCGAUGGAAAUGCCUACAUAUGGCAGGUGAAUAAAAGUGAAGAAGAUCCUAUGAUUCUCAAAGGUCAUGAUGGAGAGGUUACAGCAGUAAAUUGGAGUGAUUCUGAAGUUGGAAAGAUUGCAACUUCUUCAGAUGAUUUCACAGUUCGAGUUUGGAAUUUGGAGACCAGCUGCUACUCAAAUACAAGAUCACCAUCCUCCAUCAGAAGGAGAGUUAUGGGUCCUUCAACCAUGGAAUGCAAGAAACUGUUUAAGGAUGAUGAACCUGUAACACCAGCAAAGGAUCCUAAAACUCGUCCAACCGAUGGAAUAGAAGAGCAAGUGGAUUCAUCCAAAGCCACAAGCAUUUUGAUGACUCCUCAACCCCAAGAGAAAAUGGAUUCAUCAUCGUGUAUGGAUUUGAAAGAAGAAUUCAACCUUAAGACUCCUGAAGCUACUAUUAAGAGCCCAUCUUCUGUUCUGACUACUCCUUUAUCAUUGAAAAGGACUAUACGAGAUUACUUCACUACUGCAUAACAUUCUUGGUUCAGAUUUAUGAAAGACUAGAUUACUUCACUGUGGUGGCCUGACAUUCUUGGUUUCAGAUUUAUGAUACUAGUAGAUUACUUCACUGGUGCCUGACAUUAUUUGUUGUUCUCAUCUUUAAAAUUUUGCAGUUUUUUUUAUCAGUUGUAAAUAGUACCCAAAUUGUGCUGUUUGAAUGCAUCUUAUAUAUAUAAUAUAUAUAUAUAUACUGAUAAUGUAUCACUAAUCUUUGAAUUAUCCACAGUUG